Molecule: messenger RNA, 8473 nt
Organism: Boleophthalmus pectinirostris (great blue-spotted mudskipper)
Lineage: Eukaryota; Metazoa; Chordata; Actinopteri; Gobiiformes; Gobiidae
Gene: arhgap5
Product: Rho GTPase activating protein 5
Biological process (GO): signal transduction
Molecular function (GO): GTP binding; GTPase activity
Source: RefSeq, a predicted model, not a curated record
GCUAACGGUUCAGACCUGAGGGAGGAAUCCGUGAAUGACUCAACCAUAAAAAGAAGAUGAACUGAAGGAGCUGAAAACAGAGGGACAGUGGGACAGUAAUGGAGGUGAUACAGAGAGGACCUGAGAGCUGCUCUAUCCCAGCUCCACCGUCUCUGGAUAGAAGCAGCAUCUCCAACAAGAGUUCAACACCAAAACAACUUUAGCAUGAUCCGCUAACGCCGCUACCCACACAGCUCCUGGUGCGAUGAGUGCGGAGAUAUAAUGGCCAAAAACAAGGAUGCCCGACCACCGACGUUUGCAGUCAGUGUGGUCGGAUUAUCGGGGACGGAGAAGGAGAAGGGAAACUGCGGAGUCGGAAAAUCGUGUUUGUGUAACCGAUAUGUUCGUCCAGACGCGGAUAACUACUACUCUGAACACACCUCUGUCCUCAGUACGAUAGACUUUGGCGGCAGAGUGGUUAACAAUGAUCACUUCCUGUACUGGGGCGAUGUUUGCCAUAGAGGAGACGAUGGAUUGGACUGUAGGAUUCAAAUCAUCGAGCAAACGGAAUUUAUUGAUGAUCAAACGUUCCUACCGCAUAGGAGCACAAACUUACAGCCGUAUACGAAAAGGGCGGCGGCUACCAAGUUACAAUCCGCGGAAAAACUUAUGUAUAUUUGCACGGAUCAGCUAGGUCUGGAGCAGGACUUUGACCAAAAGCAAAUGCCAGAUGGAAAACUCAACAUUGACGGAUUCAUUUUGUGCAUAGAUGUUAGCAAAGGUUGCAACCGCAAGUUUGACGAUCAGAUGAAAUUCGUGAACAGUCUCUACUCGCAAAUCGCCAAAGCCAAGAAGCCAAUCGUGGUCGCUGCAACGAAAUGCGACGAAUGCGUAGAACAGCAUUUGAGGGAUUUGCAGGUAUUCGUAGCAAGCAAAAACCUACUUCUAAUUGAAACGUCGUCAAAAACAAAUGUAAAUGUUGAGUUGAGUUUCAAUUCGCUGCUACAACAGUUGGACAAAACGCGAGGAAAACCGAAAACUGUUCCGUAUCUGGAAGCGUACAAAGUCCAACGCCAACUGGUCGCCUUGGUAACAGAUCGAUUUGAAAAACUGAUGGUCCAAACUGUACGGGAUUAUCAUACGACGUGGAAAGCAGUGACGAAUAAUCUCAGAGGACAACCGGAUUACGAGGAAUUUAUAACGUUGGAAGGGACACGAAAAGCACGGAAUACGUUCACGAAGCACAUUGCACAACUUAAACAGGAGCACAUUCGGAAAAGAAGGGAGGAAUACUUGACAACACUUCCCAAAACGUUAAAUAACAUGUUGAAUAAUUUGGAUGAAGUUGAGCAUUUGACAUGGCACGAAGCGCAAAGUGUGAUCCGAAACAGGCACGAUUUUCAGUUUUGGUUUUUAAUCUUGGAUCACACUCCUUGGGAUGAAUCAGAUCAUAUUGACAACAGUGAUCGAAGAAUACCAUUCGAUCUACUAGAAACUCCCGAAGCCGAAAGAAUAUACCACAAUCACGUCCAGCAUUUGUUAUCAGAAAAACGAAGAGGCGAAAUGAAAGAACGAUUCAAGAAAACGCUAGAAAGAGUCCAUUUUAUCAGUCCUGGCCAACCGUGGGAGGAAGUUAUGUGCUUUGUAAUGGAAGACGAAGCUUACAAAUACAUAACUGAAAUGGAUAGACGAGACGUGUAUGCAAGACAUCAGCAAGAAAUAGUCGAACGAGCCAAAGAGGAAUUUCAAGAAAUGCUUUUUGAACACGCCGAACUGUUUUACGAUUUAGAUCUUAACGCUACUCCCAGUUGCGAUAAAAUGACGGAAAUUCAUAGCGUUUUGAAUGAGGAGCCCAGAUACAGGGCGCUGCAAAAGCUAGCCCCAGAUAGAGAAUCGCUUUUACUAAAACAUAUCGGAUUCGUCUAUCAUCCGACUAAAGAGACGUGCCUAAGCGGUCAAAAUUGUGUUGAUCUCAAAGUAGAGCAGGUUUUAGCUAACAGAUUGGUUCAGCUAGAUCAUGGUCGCUCAAAUUUGUACUACAACAACCCCAAUGUGGAUAAACUCAACUUGUGUUUAUUGGGAAAGGAAGGACUUGCGCAGGAAUUGGCAAAUGAAAUCCGUGCGCAAUCCACAGAUGACGAAUACACUUUGGAUGGCAAAAUUUACGAACUAGAGCUACUUCCUGUUGAUGUUAAUUCAACUUUGCUUUUUAGUCACACCUGGGUCUCUACCUUCAAACCUCACGGAUGUUUUUGCGUUUUUAACUCAAUUGAAAGCUUAAAUUCCAUCGGGGAUUGUAUCGGAAGAAUCAGAGCAGAAAUUGCCGGGAGUCGAAGAGAUCGUUUUGCUCAACCGUUACCGUUCAUUCUUAUUCUCGCCAAUCAGAGAGACAACAUAUGCAAGAACAUCCCUAUUUUGCGUCACCAAGGCCAGCAGCUAGCUAACAAACUCCAAUGCACCUUUGUUGAUAUUCCCUCUGGGGCAUUUCCGAGAAAAUUUACAGAAUUCCAAAUCAAACAAGGACUGAGAGCGGUUCUAGACAAUAUGAAACACAACUUUGACUUCCUGGCUCCUCUUCCUUCAAUAAAAGACAUGUCCGAAACUGAUCUGCGAAUCGUAAUGUGCGCAAUGUGCUGGGAUCCGUUUAGCGUUGACCUAAUUUUGUCCCCGUUUUUGGAUUCACAUUGCUGUAGCGCCGGUCCAAUCGGUCAAAGCAACUCUCUCAUUCUUGAUAAAAUUCUUGGUGAAACUAGGAGAAGGAUUCAAGUUACAGUUUUGUCAUACCACUCUGCGAUCGGCGUACGGAAAGACGAACUUGUCCACGGAUACAUUUUGGUGUAUUCGGCGAAACGGAAAGCUUCCAUGGCAACUUUGCGAGCUUUUUUAGCUGAGGUCCAAGAUGUAAUUCCUGUUCAAAUGGUUGCUAUAACUGACAGCCAAGCAGACUUUUUUGAAAAUGAUGCAAUUAAAGAACUAAUGACAGAAGGUGAGCACAUUGCCACGGAGAUCGCAGCCAAAUUCACAGCGUUGUACUCUUUGUCGCAGUACCACAGACAAACCGAAGUCUUCACACCAUUUUUCAAUGAAGUCUAUGAGAAAAAGCAAAGCAUUGAAAGUUCGUUCUUGUUUGAUAAUUCGUCCAGAGAAUGCACAACGGGAGCUAGCGAAGACACUUUUCCAACAUCGCCACAUAGCCACUCUCCCGCUUACAACACGUACUAUCCCGACUCGGAUGAUGACAACGAAGCUCCGCCUCCUUACAGCCCAAUCGGAGACGACGUUCAACUUUUACCAACGCCAAGUGAAAGAGCGAAAUAUCGGAUCGACUUAGAAGGUAAUGAAUAUCCUGUCCAUAGCACUCCAGUCGGAGAACAUGAACGCAACCAUAAAGUGCCUCCUCCCGUACGCCCUAAACCAGUUCUGACAAAACCAAAUGUUCGAAAACUUGAUCCAAAUUUACUCAAAACGAUUGAAGCGGGAAUGAGGAGCAACCGGAGAAUGCCUAGACCUCCGCUGGUACACGCUGAUGACGUCGAAACUUCGGAAAACUACGCAGAUCCAGUCGAUACACUAAGAUCCCGAGGGUAUAUCAACGAUGAUAUUUACGCAGUUCCAGAGGACUCACACAGUCGUUUGAUUAAAAUUCGAAACACUUUUGGAGGACUGCAUCACAGCGGAUUGGAAGAGGAGAACGGUUACGAACGGAAAGCGAAUUCAACCGGACGUAGACCUUCAAAAUACAAGCACAGGUCCAAAAUUUUGUUUAGUAAAACAAAAGCGUACCAGAGGAGGUUUCAGUCGGACAGCGAUGGGGAGGAGAGCGGACCAGCCACGCAGAAAAAGAAGAAAGGAAGAGCGCACAGAGGAGGUGAAGAGGAUCCGCUGCUUUCUCCAGCCGAUCCGUGGAAACAGGGAAUCGAUAAUCCGGCCAUAACCUCUGACCCUGAGCAAGAUGACAAGAAGAUGAAGAAGAAAAAGACAGCCAAGACGCCCAAGGAGCCCAAAAAGCCCAAAUCAUCUAAGCCGGCCAAGCCCCUGUACCCGCCCACCCGCAGGACCUGGGACAGUAACUAUUUUGGGGUCCCUCUGGAAAACCUGGUGACUCAGGACCGGCCCAUCCCCCUGUUCAUCGAGAAGUGUGUGGACUACAUCGAGAAAACUGGUUUGACCACAGAAGGCUUGUACAGAGUCAGCGGGAACAAAACGGACCAAGACAAUAUCCAGAAACUGUUCGAUCAAGAUCACAGCAUAGACUUCGUGGCUCUUGACGUGGCUAUAAACGCGGCGGCCGGAGCACUGAAGGCGUUCUUUGCAGAUCUGCCCGACCCCCUGAUCCCCUACAGUCUGCACCCUGAGCUGGUGGAGGCCGCAAAAAUUGUAGACUACAUGGAGAGACUUCUGGUUUUAAGGGAAAUCGUGAAGAAGUUUCCUCCAGUGAAUUACAAUGUGUUUAAAUACAUCAUCACCCACCUCAACAGGGUGAGCCAGCACAGUAAAACCACCCUGAUGACUGCGGAUAACCUCUCCAUCUGCUUCUGGCCCACUCUGAUGCGCCCGGACUUUGAGAACAUGGACACCCUCUCCACCACGAAGCUGAACCAGUCCGUGGUGGAGUGCUUCAUCCUGCAGAGUGAUUAUUUCUUUCACGGAGGAGAAGUGGCCGAGAGCUCGAGCAGCGAAGGGACUCCGCCUCACCACUGUCACAAUAUGGUCGAGGCUCUGCUCCCGCUGCAGCUGCCCCCUCCUCUACAGCCUCAGCAAAUACAGCAUUCUAUACCAACUGAGCCACUCAUAUAAGGGGUAAAACAGGACUGAACCAGGACUGAAGUAGGUCUACAAGAGGACUGAACCAGGAAUGGACCAGGACUGAGCCAGAACUAAACCAAGACUGAACCAGGACAACUGAUACAGCAUUCUAUACCAACUGAGCCGCUUGUAUACAGAUAAACCAGGACUAUAACCGGUCUAAAAGAGGACUGAACCAGGACUGAACCAGGACUAAACCUUAAUCUCUGCAGCCUCAGCAAAAAUCCAACAUUCUAUACCAACUAAACCACUCAUGUAAUAUCAUAGGGCCAAGACUUAACCGGGACUAGACCAGUCCUAAACCAGGGCACACCACCAACCACCAAAUGCAUUAAUAAAAGUACUACAGGUUUAAGGUAGCCCAGCUUUAAUCUUCUAGGAUUAAAGAAAGGACUAGACCUGGACUAAAUAAGGGACUAAACCGGAUGAAGCCUCUACUGUAGACUCAGCAAAUCCAGCGUUCAAUACACACCAGGACUAAACCGGGACUAAAACUGGACUGGGCCAAGAAAAAGGUCUAAACUAAAACUUGUGCAGAAAUGAACCAGGACUGAACCGGGACUGAACAAGCACACACCACUAACUAACUAAAAUGCAUUAAUACUAGAAUACUAUUAUUUUAAGAUAGCCUAACUAACCACUAGUAAACCAGGACUAAGCUAAGACUAUCCCAGGAUCUAAAGGACUAAACCAGAACUAAACCAGUACUAAACAAGAAGCAACACUCCCCUCCGUCAUGAAUGCACAAUAAAUAUCAACAGAAAAUGAGAUAUUCUUUGAAAUGUCUAACAAAACAGCUCCUUCACUCCUCACUGCAACUUUGUCAACAACUUUGGACUGGACAGAUCCUGAAAUUUACUCAAUUUAAGACAUUUCUCUGGUCUGGUGACAUCCCGAUCACCAUCUUUGCCAAAUGAUCCUGGAUUUGAGAACUUUGUCGUCGAAAUCAGAAUGACUUUUUGGAAAUUUGGAACUUGAACUUUUCCGAAUGGUAAAUCUUUGGCACAUAACGUUGACACUAAAGUUAAAUCAUUCUGAGCAGGGUUUUGUGGACUUAACCGAGACUGUUUUGAAAAGCACACAACUGUACUGUGUUCUCCCUGCAAGAAAUGGGAUCGAAAGGGAUUAAAAACUUCAAAUUGUUCAACGGAUAUUUUAAAAUUCCGGGUUGAUUCUUGGAUUUGAGUCUUCCCUGCUUUUUUGCUUCAACUUCUGCAAAUUCUGACCCAAAAAAUCAAAAUUAAACUGGGUCAUAGCCAUGUUUUGUUCCUCCACUGUGACUUUAAGCAUAUAGACAAGGAUUUAUUACAAACUUAAAAUGAAAAAAGUGGAUUAUUUUUAAUUUUUGGAGGUGUUUUUUUGAAGGUGGAAUAGAGACUGAUGUACCUCCACCGCUGUGAACUGCGCCCGCUCCUGGACAGCACAUGCACGCUCGGUGUCCAAGGUCCUUCGCGAUGAUUUCAGUUUUAUUUUUUGUUUAUUUUUAAUGUUUUUGUAUUUUUGUCGCCGUGUGAUGGAGAUGAGUGGUUAUUCGUCUGUAAGUUCCAUGUUUAAGAUUUGAGAAGCUUUGAAAGUGGUGAAAAUUUUAAAAGAUUAAACUAAUUGUAGCCAAGAAAUUGAUGCAAAAAUAUAAUCGCCAACUAAAAAACCUCAGAUGAUAAAAAUGAGGAGUUCAGUUGUUCACAGCGAGUUUGUGCAAAGGAAAAGGUUUAAGAAUUUAAGAAACGUGGAAUUUUGAGAAACAAAUUUAAUACGUGCCAUAAAAACACUACAUUAUUUGGAAUAAAGAAUGAGUUUAAAUAGAGCCAGUAAUGAAAUGCUAACUUUAAAAAUCAAUUUUAAAGGGCUCUGGUCUGUUAUAAUUUUGUUUCCUCAUCAGAAACAUUUUGAGUUCCAAAUCCUUCAUAUUUAGGAUAAGUUCUUCUCUCAAACAGAAAACACUCCACCUUAAUGCGAUGUGAUAAUACAGGAAGUGCUUCACUGUGUUUUUAAACUCCAUUUACCUUCCCUAGGAUCAUUUGUAUGAUUUCAGCCCUGGAAUUGCCCAUCUAGUCCUUAAAUUUAGGGUCCUUGAAACUGAUUUAAAUUAGAUGUCUUAUUUCAAAUUUAAAAUGAAAUGUAGACUAGGAUUAAUAAUAAAUAAAUAAAUAAAUAACCCAAAUAAAUAAAUAAAUGACCCAAACUCGCUGUGAGCAACUGAAAACUCUGAAGUCGAACUGUGUGAUCCCUGCGUGAACCACUAGGAGGCGCUGCGUUCUUCCUCCCUGUUUUUCUGCAUGUCUGUUUUAGUGCAACUUUUAACAAGAAAAAAACAAAAAUAAUAUGAACUUGUAAAGGAUUUUAUCAGGAGCCCGGUGAGAAACGGGCUCAAACCUCACCUUUUAUUUCUGUCAGAAAUCAUCAUAUUUUUGGUUAAAAUAGUUUGUUUUUCCUAUAGACAGAUAUAUAUAUGAGUAAAGCUAUAUAAAUCUUAACUUGUAGUGGGGUACUCAACAAUACGCUUUGGGACAAUGUUUGUGAGUGAAUGAAUGAGCAAAGAAUAUUAAAGGCACUGUACCUGAUUUUUACCGUCUUAAAAACCUGGAAAACGGAAAUAGUGCAUUUUAAACAGUUUGCAGUGGUCCAAAGUUAUUCCUCUUACCUUAUGCAUUCCAAGCAACCUAAGUAUUCUCCAUGAUGUAUAAGAGCUUUUCACAACUCUUAGAGACCAGUGCAGAGUUUUGCCAUCACUGUAAUGCUAAAAAAAACAACUAGCAUGCUAACUAAUCCUUGCACUUCCUGAUUAUCGAACAAUAAAAUCUUUUAUAGUUAGAUGCAGACAGUGCACAGAGGACUUAUUUUGACCUCAAGAGCUGCUUAUACAAUAUAUCUGUAGUGGGACAAGGCACAUUUUGGGCAAAUACAUUGAAAAAAAAAAUCUGGUACAGGGCCUUUAUGUAAUUUUCAUCAAAAACACUUACAUUUUCUAUAUUUUACUUUGCUCUGUAACCUUCUAAUGUAGAUUCUUCCUCAAAAAUGUACAUGAAAUUUUUGUGUUUUAUCAAAAUCUAUUCUUUGAUUUGUCAAAUUGCCAAUCGUCUUGAAAGGAUUUUAAAAUAUUUUUGGUAACUUAGUGUCUAACUUAACUUUUUUAAUUUAAGUGUUUUUGAUGAAAAGCAGUUUGGAUAUUUUCUGUCUAAUACAAAAUAUGUAACUAAAAUGUGAGAGUUUUUAAAAUUUAGUUGCAGUUUUUACAGAAAAUUACCCAAAUGCAUUUCAGUGACUGUGCAGUCUGGGCACUUUUCAAUCUCCAUAUCACAAAAUCAAACUUAUAUUUUCUUAAUGUUGAUUUUGUACCAGUUCAGUCUUGAUCUAGUCCAGGUCCAGAUUGAUUGGUACUAAACCAGGACUACAUCAAAACUAGACUUGGGUCUCAUAAAAUCCUUGAAUUUUUGUUUUUAAUUUGGGGUUUGAAAAGUGCAAUUCUGCCAUGUUUGUGUGAGUGAACUGAAACUUGUACAAAUCUGAAAUUGAGUUAGGCCUAUAAUUUUUAGUUUUUCUGGACAUUUAGAGGUGUCUCAGAAAAGGGUUGUGGGUUCAAUGCUGCUCCAACUUCGCUCAUGUCUCAUGUGCCAUCGACGCUGUAACUCUGGACUGUAAACACCACACGCUCUCCAUAACGUUUCAAAUAAAGGUUCUUUUUCCUAAA